This is a messenger RNA of Colletotrichum phormii, 784 nucleotides long. RefSeq lists its product as uncharacterized. The record is from RefSeq and is a predicted model, not a curated record. The transcript has a single exon. Bases 187 to 594 code for a protein of 135 amino acids. NCBI's taxonomy places the organism in Eukaryota, Fungi, Ascomycota, Sordariomycetes, Glomerellales, Glomerellaceae.
UGCGAUUCUGGGACGGGCUACAAAAAAUCUGGGAACUGGACUGGGAAAAGAACUGAUUCGCAUAUAGACUUUGAUUUUCUUUCAUUUUGUUUGUACCAACUACCCCCUGUAUUCUCUAGGUUUGGUUGACUUUGACGCACAACCAGCUACCUCGCGGUCCUGGUUUUGAGCGAGAGCACCAAGGAUAUGUCAGCAACGCUUUCCUACUUUUUUAUUUUCCCUUGUCAGAACAACAAGGCGAUGGCGAUGAUGGAUUUACUACCACUACACUUUUAUUAUUCCCCCAUUUCUUUUUUUCUGCUUUCUCAUGGUGUGCUCGAGACCGGGGGGCUCCACGGCCAGUCGUUCGCUCAUCUGUGGGCGAAGCGGGCUUGGAUAGACUCUGGGAUUGACAAAAGAAGAUACCCCGCGGGUUUAGCCCUCUUUAGACUGCAUAUGUAUAGUACUGCCAUCUAUAAGAGCCAAGAUAGCUACACAGCGCCAGCGCAUAGGAAGAGGAGAUAUCCAAAUUCGAAACAAGAAACAUUUCAAAUAUUACAUCACUCUUUUUUUUCUUUUUCUUGCACACCGAUAUUUGACUUGAAGCCCUACUGAUCCUGCCUACCUAGGCGAGUGCCCAAUCUGACGUAGAGACAUUCCAGAUCUGGCAGAUGUGCGUGAGUGUGUGCAGGAUGCAUCUGAGACGGACAGGGGUAGUUGUUGGACGAGAGAGCAUUCCUCACCCCCCGUAUGAGGGCGGCGGCCGUCGUUGCUCUCGAUGGCCAUGCCAUGCCAUGCGACUCGA